This is a messenger RNA of Gastrolobium bilobum, 1017 nucleotides long. RefSeq names its product GTP-binding nuclear protein Ran-2-like. Gene Ontology annotation, cellular component: cytoplasm; nucleus. Gene Ontology annotation, biological process: ribosomal subunit export from nucleus; protein import into nucleus. Lineage: Eukaryota; Viridiplantae; Streptophyta; Magnoliopsida; Fabales; Fabaceae. The record is from RefSeq and is a predicted model, not a curated record. Gene Ontology annotation, molecular function: GTP binding; GTPase activity. Bases 126 to 791 code for a protein of 221 amino acids. The transcript has 8 exons.
UUUUGCGUUAUUUUCAAGUCCAAACCCCUCCAAUAGCAAACUUUAUAAGCACCAACCUUCCCCUCCCUACACACUCACCAUUCACCUUCACCAACAUCUCAUACCCUCAUUCAUUGAGAUUAUUCAUGGCUCUGCCACAACAACAGACUGUUGACUAUCCAAGUUUCAAGUUGGUCAUCGUUGGCGAUGGAGGAACUGGAAAAACCACUUUUGUGAAGAGACACUUAACUGGGGAGUUUGAGAAGAAAUAUGAACCAACCAUUGGUGUGGAGGUUCAUCCACUAGACUUCCAUACCAAUUUUGGAAGAAUUCGCUUUUACUGCUGGGACACUGCUGGCCAAGAAAAAUUUGGUGGUCUUAGAGAUGGUUACUACAUUCAUGGAGAGUGUGCUAUCAUUAUGUUUGAUGUAACAGCUCGGUUGACAUACAAGAAUGUUCCUACAUGGCACCGAGAUCUCUGUAGGGUAUGUGAGAACAUACCCAUUGUUCUCUGUGGAAACAAGAUUGAUGUCAAGAAUAGACAGGUUAAAGCAAAGCAGGUUACAUUUCACAGGAAGAAGAAUCUGCAAUACUAUGAGAUAUCUGCAAAGAGUAACUAUAAUUUCGAGAAACCUUUCUUAUACCUUGCCAGGAAACUUGCAGGGGAUCCUGGCCUUCACUUUGUGGAGAUGCCUGCUCUUGCUCCCCCAGAUGUAGUCCUUGAUGUAGCUACACAGCACUUGAAUGAACAAGAGCUAGUUAUGGCGGCUGCUCAGCCACUACCUGAUGACGAUGAUGAUACUUUUGAGUAAACUUUUGGGCUUCCAGAUUGUUCCUGAAAAAAAUGUUUUUUUCUAUGUUUUUGAUGAAUUGUAAUCUUGGGAAGGGUUUCAUCAAAGAGAAAGGAAGAAUGAAGUUAGUACGGAACAGUAUGCUGUAUUUCUUAGUUUUGUUCCUCCAGUUAUGCUCUCUGUAACAGAAAUCAAUUGAAUUUUCGUGUCAUUAAACUUUUGAGUGAUGUCUUAUAUAGUAGAUUCC